This is a messenger RNA of Ostertagia ostertagi, 597 nucleotides long. The record is from the annotation of a GenBank genome assembly. NCBI's taxonomy places the organism in Eukaryota, Metazoa, Nematoda, Chromadorea, Rhabditida, Trichostrongylidae.
AUGGGCGACAGGAAGGUGAAGCAGUCAAUGGUAUGGCGGUCGAUCGGCCAAAAUGUCCCCGUAUUUCAGAAGGUUCAUGAGGACACAUGGUCAAACCAACAAGUUCACACAAACUUCCCACAGAACGCCGUCCGCGUGGUCGGGCAACCGAACUCUUAUGUUGCGCUGUGGUAUCGUAAUGGAAAGCCGGUUAUGGGAAAAGCCUGGAACGACUCCGGUGUCGUGCAGGUAAGUCAUGCUAAGAAGCACUCAAAACCAGAUCUGAGCAAAAAGAUUCCACUGGCCAGUACGUAUCAAAUCAUUUCCUUCAAUUCUCCGUGUGCCUUUGCGGCAGACCACAAGGCAUUCAUCGGAGCAGAAGUGAGCGGCAAAACCAUUCAGCUCCUCAUCUACAAAGGAACUCAUGUCCAAAAUCAGUUUUAUUACGACUGGAUCACGUUGUCUGCAUGGAAGUCAAGCAACAAUGAAAUGAGUACCAGACAGUUGGUUCGAUGCGGCUCUGCGGCUCCAAUCUUUUGGAAGGAGAAGAGUUUGCUCGGCAAUUACGAUAUAGACGCACAGAAGGCUUCCUUCGUAGAAACUGACAAGUUUUGCGAG